AUGAAUGCCUACGCAAACGAUUGCGUCCCAGACUUCCACCAGAAGCACUUGUAUGCAAAAUUCCACAACGGCAUUAACAACAAUUUGGUACGCAAUCUUCCUGCAGGCACGAAAUAUGGAUGCAACGCCGUGGAAAUCGGAGAUAAAACGAAAGUUGUCUGUCUUUACGAGAAGCAGUGA
Molecule: messenger RNA, 180 nt
Organism: Cooperia oncophora
Lineage: Eukaryota; Metazoa; Nematoda; Chromadorea; Rhabditida; Trichostrongylidae
Source: the annotation of a GenBank genome assembly